Molecule: messenger RNA, 990 nt
Organism: Catharus ustulatus (Swainson's thrush)
Lineage: Eukaryota; Metazoa; Chordata; Aves; Passeriformes; Turdidae
Gene: S100A10
Product: S100 calcium binding protein A10
Exons: 3
Coding region: 90-383 (97 amino acids)
Cellular component (GO): cytoplasm
Source: RefSeq, a predicted model, not a curated record
UGCCUAUCCCGGGCCGGGCCGCGCCCCGGCACUGCCCGCACCGACCCCGGCCCCGAGAGCAGCAGCGAGCGCUGCGAGCACGUGUCAGGAUGCCGUCCCAGCUGGAGCACGCCAUGGAGACGCUCAUGUUCACCUUCCACAAGUACGCCGGGGACAAGGAGCACCUGGCCAAGGAGGACCUGAGGGCGCUCAUGGACAAGGAGUUCCCGGGGUUCCUGGAGAACCAGCGGGACCCCAACGCGCUGGAUCGGAUCCUGCGGGACGUGGAGCAGAGCCGCGACGGCCGCGUCGGCUUCCAGGGCUUCUUCUCGCUGGUGGCCGGGCUGACCAUCGCCUGCAACGACUACUUCGUGCAGCACAUGAAGCAGCGCGGCCGCCGCUGAGGGGACGGGGCUGGGGGUGCCCCCUGCCCACCCAUGGGUGCCCCCCACCCACCCAGGGGUGUCACCAACCCACCCAGGGGUGUCACCCCAAACCCCGCCUUUGGAUCCUGUCCCAAUCCUAAAUCGGUGCCUUGAAAUCCCUUUGGGGUUCUGAGCUCUCCCUAAGGUCCUGAACACCCCCAGGGGAGCUGAGACCCCCACCCAUGGGUGCCCCCCGCCCACCCAAGGGUGUCACCAACCCACCCAGGGGUGUCACCCCAAACCCCCCUCGGUUCCUGUCCCAACCCCAAAUCUGUGCCCUGCCCCCACUUUGGGGUUCUGAGCCCCCCCCAAAAGGGGCUGAGAUCCCCCCACCCAUGGGUGCCCCCCACCCACCCAGGGGCGCCCCCCACUCAUUCAGGGGUGCCCCCCGCCCAUCCCAAGGGGUGUGACCCCAAACCCCCCUGUACCCUGUAACCCAACCCCAAAGGUGUGCCCUGACCCCCCUGCAGGAAUCCCAAAACACCCCCAGGGGUUCUGACCCCCCCACCCAUGGGUGCCCCCCACCCACCCGGGGGUGUCACCCCAAACCCCCUCAGUGCCCCCAGUAAAGGAGUUUUGUACUAAA